AUCCACAUUGAUUAGAACAAUGUACAGGAAAGUGAUUAUCGUGGUGUUCGCCACCUUCGUGUUGGCCAAGGCUAAUCCGGCACCAAAAAUCGAAAGCUCCCUCUUGGAUAACCUCCUACAAGCCGAAGGAACCGGACGCAGCGAAGCAUCCUUGGAGGAGACCAUCAAGAACUACAUCAAAUCCCAGGACCUAACCCUAAACUUACCCGUCAUUGGAUCAGUGACCUUAGACUCCAAGAAGCUGGACAACGAUGAGAUCGACCUCAAGCUCAACUGGGGAGGAGAAGUGCAAGCCCGCAAGAAGAGCAAGCUCAAGAAGAUCUUCAUCCCCAUCCUCGUGUUCAUCCUGCUCAAGGCCAUGACUCUGAUCCCACUCGCUUUGGGCAUCCUCGCCAUCAAGACCUGGAACGCCAUCCAGUUGUCGUUCGUGUCGUUCGUCGCCGCCCUGGGCAUGGCCGUUUGGAAGCUGUGCGGCAAAAUCGCCCACGACACCGCGCCGCAGAUCAUCCACGAGCACGCCCCGUGGCACCACGACGUGGUGCACGACCACCACGCCAGAGCCAAGAGGUCGGUCGAGCAGCAGAUGGCUUACAGUGCAUAUCCUCAGGGUCAAUAAGUUGUAUUAUUGAUGUGUGAUAUACGUUUUAUUUAUUGAGCAUUAAAUUAU
Messenger RNA from Aethina tumida (small hive beetle), 667 nucleotides. RefSeq lists its product as uncharacterized. NCBI's taxonomy places the organism in Eukaryota, Metazoa, Arthropoda, Insecta, Coleoptera, Nitidulidae. The record is from RefSeq and is a predicted model, not a curated record. The coding region runs from base 20 to 616 and encodes 198 amino acids. The transcript is spliced from 2 exons.